Molecule: messenger RNA, 1033 nt
Organism: Rhinichthys klamathensis goyatoka
Lineage: Eukaryota; Metazoa; Chordata; Actinopteri; Cypriniformes; Leuciscidae
Product: kinesin-like protein KIF26A
Exons: 5
Coding region: 11-1033 (340 amino acids)
Biological process (GO): microtubule-based movement
Molecular function (GO): microtubule motor activity
Source: RefSeq, a predicted model, not a curated record
AGCCAGAAACAUGCACUCUCAUUAUUGGGUUGGAGGAGGACGCAGACCAGAUUUCAGGAGGUUCACGGUCAUUGAGGUACCGGCAAGCAGUGAAUCAGUGCAGAGUCCAGCACUCAAUCCUAGGAAAAGGAUUCACUCUGCAGAAGAAGUGCAAUGCGGCAGCCGGCCAAACCCGGAGGGUGCCGGUUCAGUGUCCGUAACGGAGCUAAGUUAUUCCGAGAACAAGCACGGGAGGGAAAGCCUGUGUCAGCGAUGUCAAAUCAUCGCGAACCAACUGAACAGGCAGGCGCGCGAGCUGGCCGAGCCAGGAACUCUGAAGGACCCGAGCUUUGCAGCAUUCCUCCUUGACAAGCUCCAGACUCUGGAAUGGCCUCCUCUGGGCUUCGGAUCCCAGAGCAGCUGUGAGGUGUGUGGAACCCCCCUUCACCACCUGAGGCGCCUGGCACUGCACUCUGCCCUGGGGCUGGCGUUCGAGGACAUGCCUGACCUGCAGCCCGGACCACUUUCUGGCCUGCUGCCACCACGUGUUUCAUCCCACAGUGCCAUCUCACCCCAUGCUUCCUGGGAAUGGCCAACACAUAGCAGUCAAAACCUCACCGGACAUCCUUGUGGUUCCAUAUCCAGGGAGAAACCGCAGGGUAUGGAUUGGUGUCAAGAAGGAGCAGCGAGAGUGGGUGGGAAACGAACCUGUUUAGCCACUGUCACACCACUUCCUCUACAUGCACAACACUACCUGGAGGGAGUGUGGCGUGUGACAAGCGCAUCAGAACAUCUUCAGUCAUUGAGUCCUACCAUAGAGAAGGACAGUUUGGCAACUGUAGCCUCCAGGUCCAGUCAGGCCAGUGCUGUACCCUUGGUUUCUCCAUCAGGACAUAAACUGACCCACCAUGGCCAGCCAGCCAUCCCACCAGCACCCCAAACCAGCUCAGCAGCCUCAUUCUUCCUCAGGUUUUCAAUGCAGCAAGAGAGCCCACUGGAGAGGCAUACUGCAGCUCUGGUGACCUUUAACCCCAGUUGUUUCCCUUACAGAUAA